AUGGUCCCUGCCGCUUUUAGAGAACCAUGCCGACCAACAGCAGACGACAUCACACUUUACAAAGACACCGCCGCAAACGUACUGCUCCUCUUGUGUCACAAGAUGGGCGUGGAGUCUGUAGAAGGAUCUCUUUCGCCUGAGUUUAGGGCGCCAGCCUUCCUUAAACCGACCGUCGCCAACAACGUAACCCAGCCUAGGGACCGCUUAAACAAAGACAAAUCCUAUGAUCCCGGACCUGCACUGCUCGCCGAGAUACGCAGGCAUGGCCAUGAGUUCCACCCAGACGAUACAAAACUGUGGUACACUAUCGUGGAGACGACUGCACGUCUGGUUCAUCAGCCACAGCUCAUCAGAAUCCUCCAUUCUUCUGGGGAAAAGACUUUGACGAUCCAACACGACUGGUCGACUCAAAUUUUCGGUCUUUUCAGGUAUCUUUCCCCCCACCAAGCGACGGAAAGAAGGGAGGCACAACUUCAAGUAGCUCUUCAUCAGCUGCGGACGGCGAUUGGUUCGAGAGAAAAGCGAAAAGUGAGAAUAAGGGAGAUUGUGGCAAAGGUGCGGUAUUUCUUCAUUGAACCAUACGAAGUUCAGAAAGCCUGGGAAACGGGGACGGUUCAAGCGUAUUAUUAG
Messenger RNA from Apiotrichum porosum, 630 nucleotides. RefSeq lists its product as uncharacterized. The record is from RefSeq and is a predicted model, not a curated record. NCBI's taxonomy places the organism in Eukaryota, Fungi, Basidiomycota, Tremellomycetes, Trichosporonales, Trichosporonaceae. The transcript has a single exon. Bases 1 to 630 code for a protein of 209 amino acids.